Python bivittatus (Burmese python) is the source of this 4138-nucleotide messenger RNA. RefSeq names its product zinc finger RANBP2-type containing 1 (gene ZRANB1). Gene Ontology annotation, biological process: protein deubiquitination involved in ubiquitin-dependent protein catabolic process; protein K33-linked deubiquitination; protein K29-linked deubiquitination. Gene Ontology annotation, cellular component: nucleus; cytoplasm. NCBI's taxonomy places the organism in Eukaryota, Metazoa, Chordata, Lepidosauria, Squamata, Pythonidae. The record is from RefSeq and is a predicted model, not a curated record. Gene Ontology annotation, molecular function: K63-linked polyubiquitin modification-dependent protein binding; cysteine-type deubiquitinase activity.
AGUCUCCCGGUUUCUAGCCUGAUGCCUUAACCAAAGAUUUUGCUUCCUGCAAGACAGGUUCUUUAAUGCAGUUACACAGAACAGCGAGUCUCUUUGUGCGCGUGCAUACAAUAUUAAGGCGUCAAGUGAUCUGAGAAUGAGUAGCACCUGUCAGGACUGCAACAGGAAGCAGAGGUUGGAGGGAAUGAGGGAUGUCGCAGAGAGCUCUAAGUCGAUAGCGCUGCCAGCCACCAGUUCGUAAGGACGAGGAGCUUCUUUCGGAACAGCCCCAGCGACUCUCUUUCGCAGAGCGCAAAACGAGAAGGCAACGACAAAAAGGCUGCUUGCCAGCCGCGAAGGUUGUCUGGCGAGUGCUCUGGAGAAGGGCGAAAAGCGCGCGCGAGGGUUUCUCCUCGCCCCCUUUUUAAGCCUGGAGAGAAGAUCAGGAUAGACUCCUCGAGCAUCCCCAGAAUCAGAGCCCCAAAGAUUGGAAUGACAUCAGCUGUUCGUCUUCAAAAAGACGCUGUUCUAUUGGCUGACUGGCAGAGCUUUCUUGGCGAAUGAGCGUGCGGCAGGGCUGCAGGCCGGGCUGGCUGACGUGCGAGCUCCAGUCACUUUGCCGUAUGGGGGUUUAUUUUGCUUUGGGCCACUCCAGCCGCCGCCAUUAGGCGAGCAGGGAUAGGUUACGGGGUGGCGGGAUCGCCUUCGCUCGUCCUUUGACUCCCCCUCCCGUUUGGGUGGUAGCGUCCUUCGACUAACUACGUCCUUCGAGCCACCCAGGAAGAAACCAUGUCCUGAGCCGGGGGGGAGCAGGAGGCCGCAACUAGCCGCAGCUUGCGGUGCGGCGCAGUGCAUGGGUGGGUGGGAUGUGGAUGAGGGGCACGGGCGGCAGCUGCUGAGGAGACGGUCGCGGGAUCCAGGGACAGCCUUGCAAGGUAAAGAGAUUCUGCUUAAACAAACACCAUUAUGGUCUGGGCUGCUUUGGCUUGCAUUCAUUGAUGGAACAGUGGAUUCUGGAUUGUACCAGCAAGUUCUACAGAAGAAUGUCAGGGUAUCCAUCAAUGAGCUGAAGCUUAAGUGAAAGAAAAGCUGUUUACAUAGUGCUGGUGGUCAUUCUUCGUAGUUCCUGCUGAAGUGGAUAAAAACUGAGACAGCAUGGAGACGAAAUAGACUUCAUUAUAGAAAAAUUUCUUCCUGAAAUAAUUUGCUUCAAAGAGUGCAGGAUGACAGAUCGUGGAAUAAAAUGGGCUUGUGAGUAUUGUACAUAUGAAAACUGGCCAUCUGCGAUCAAGUGUACCAUGUGCCGUGCUCAGAGACCUAGUGGAACUAUUAUCACAGAAGAUCCAUUUAAAAGUAGUUCAAGUGAUGUUGGUAGAGACUGGGAUCCUGCAGGUAUUGAAGGAGGCAGCAGUCCUUUGAUAUGUCCAGAUUCUAGUGCAAGACCAAGAGUUAAGUCAUCCUACAGCAUGGAAAGUGCAAAUAAGUGGUCAUGUCACAUGUGCACUUACUUGAACUGGCCUCGUGCAAUAAGGUGUACUCAAUGUUUGUCUCAGCGUAGGACCAGGAGCCCCACAGAAUCCCCUCAGUCUUCAGGAUCUGGUACAAGGCCAGCUCCUUUUCCUGUGGAUCCUUGUGAAGAAUACAAUGAUAGAAAUAAAUUGAAUAUAAGGACACAACACUGGACUUGUUCUGUUUGUACAUAUGAGAAUUGGGCUAAGGCCAGAAAAUGUGUUGUCUGUGAUCAUCCAAGGCCCAACAACAUUGAAGCAAUAGAACUAGCAGAAACAGAAGAGGCUUCUUCAAUAAUAAAUGAGCAAGAAAGAACUCGUUGGAGAGGAAGCUGCAGUAGUGGAAAUAGCCAAAGAAGAUCACCUCCUACCACCAAACGAGAAUCUGAAGUGAAAAUGGACUUUCAGAGAAUUGAAGUGGCUGGAGCUGUUGGCAGCAAAGAAGAACUUGAAGUUGAUUUCAAAAAACUAAAACAAAUAAAAAACAGAAUGAAGAAGACUGACUGGUUGUUUCUCAAUGCUUGUGUUGGGGUUGUAGAAGGUGACCUAGCUGCUGUUGAAGCUUACAAGUCAUCAGGAGGAGAUAUUGCACGCCAGCUUACUGCAGAUGAAGUACGCUUGUUAAAUCGUCCGUCUGCUUUUGAUGUGGGAUACACGCUAGUUCACCUUGCAAUACGUUUUCAAAGACAAGAUAUGUUAGCAGUUCUGCUUACAGAGGUGUCCCAACAUGCAGCUAAGUGCAUUCCUGCCAUGGUGUGCCCAGAGCUUACUGAACAAAUCCGGCGUGAAAUUGCUGCAUCUCUUCAUCAGCGGAAGGGAGAUUUUGCUUGCUAUUUCCUAACUGACCUUGUUACAUUUACAUUACCUGCUGAUAUUGAAGAUUUGCCACCAACAGUCCAAGAGAAACUAUUCGAUGAAGUACUUGAUAGGGAUGUUCAAAAAGAACUAGAAGAAGAAUCUCCCAUUAUAAACUGGUCACUGGAAUUGGGUACACGUUUGGACAGUAGACUUUAUGCACUUUGGAAUCGGACUGCAGGAGAUUGCCUGCUUGAUUCAGUACUACAAGCUACCUGGGGCAUUUAUGAUAAGGAUUCGGUGCUACGUAAAGCUCUUCAUGACAGUUUACAUGAUUGUUCUCAUUGGUUCUAUACUCGAUGGAAAGAAUGGGAAUCAUGGUAUUCUCAAAGCUUUGGUUUACACUUCUCACUGCGAGAAGAACAGUGGCAGGAAGACUGGGCAUUUAUACUUUCUCUUGCUAGUCAGCCUGGAGCAAGUUUGGAACAGACACACAUUUUUGUACUUGCACAUAUUCUUAGAAGACCAAUUAUAGUUUAUGGAGUUAAAUAUUAUAAGAGUUUCCGAGGAGAAACUUUAGGAUAUACUCGUUUUCAAGGUGUAUAUUUGCCUUUGUUAUGGGAACAGAGUUUUUGUUGGAAGAGCCCUAUUGCUCUGGGCUACACAAGGGGCCACUUCUCUGCUUUGGUUGCCAUGGAGAAUGAUGGCUAUGGCAAUCGAGGUGCUGGUGCUAACUUAAACACUGAUGAUGAUGUUACUAUUACUUUUUUACCAUUGGUUGACAGUGAAAGGAAGCUGCUGCACAUUCACUUCCUGUCUGCUCAAGAGAUUGGUAAUGAGGAACAGCAAGAGAAGCUGCUUAGGGAGUGGCUGGACUGUUGUGUGACAGAGGGUGGAGUCCUGGUUGCUAUGCAGAAAAGCUCUCGCCGGCGCAACCAUCCCCUGGUAACGCAGAUGGUAGAGAAAUGGCUCGACCGCUAUAGACAAAUCCGCCCCUGUACAUCCCUUUCAGAUGGAGAGGAAGAUGAAGAUGAUGAUGAUGAAUGAAAAAAAAAUUUGAGAUACCUAGAUGCAUAUAAUGUAUGGUGACAACCCCAGCUCUUGGAGCAGUCUAGCAAUUUGUUGCAUGGUGACCCAACUGUAGCAGGAAACAUCCUGCAUAGGAUUUUUAAUCAGCAUGGGAAGAAUUCAGAGGCUCAUCUGAUGCAAGAAGGAAGUAUGUUGGUUGGACUCAUUUGUAUAAAAGAAAAAAGAAAAGACAGCAAAGCCCUAAUUUUAUUACCAAGACAGAAAGCAUUUUUCCAGUUGUACAUCUGCCCUUAAAUGUACCACGUGUGGUCGUGUAAGAAAGUUGUGUAAUAGGAAAAAAGUGUAACCAGCAUCUUAAAAUUAUUGAAGGAAAUUCUUUUGAAUAAGGGCACUUAAAAGCACAUUGUUGAUUAAUAUCCCUUCCUUUUGAGACUUACAGUAAAACUUGAUUAUUUUGCAUCACUUUUUAAGCAUUCUGACAUAUUUCCUUGAAAUAACAUUUUAUAUGAAAUCUUGCUAAUGCCCAGGUCAGAUCAGCAGAUCAUGUGGCUUUUUUUUUUCUUUUUGUUGAUGCCAUAUAUCCAGAGUAACUCAUACAUGUUAAAAAUGUAUUGUUCUGUUAAGAUUUAAUAUUGUGCCCAUUACAGUAUAAUAAAAUGAAAUUUUAAAGGGAAAACAUAUGGAAGGGAUGAUAAAUUUUGACUAAGUGAACUGUUUUCUGUAAAGACUUCUCUACUAUCCAUUACUACUUUGUAUCACAACUUUGGAAUAGUUUCUCUCCCCUUUCAGCCUACUUAAAAUAGUAAAAAAAAAAAAAAUGCUGUUCC